This is a messenger RNA of Opisthorchis viverrini, 792 nucleotides long. RefSeq lists its product as hypothetical. The transcript has a single exon. Gene Ontology annotation, biological process: viral genome replication. NCBI's taxonomy places the organism in Eukaryota, Metazoa, Platyhelminthes, Trematoda, Opisthorchiida, Opisthorchiidae. The record is from RefSeq and is a predicted model, not a curated record. The coding region runs from base 1 to 792 and encodes 263 amino acids.
AUGAAGGGAUUAAUUGAAGCCUAUGAUGCCCGGAGUUACAACGAAUUCUACAUGGCUAUGUCAUGUGACGACAGAGACGAUAUCUAUGACGAAUACGGGCCUCAGUGGAAAGAAACCGCCGAGCACUCAAUCAAUAAUUACAUCGCCGGCAUGUUAUCAAAACAACUGGCCAUGCGGUUCGAAGAAAUACUCAUGACUAACUACCAUAAUCGCCAAUGCCAACACCCAGCUAACACUUUAGAUGGAGAAUACUGGUUGGAUCAACUGAUGUCAGCUAACAAGAUCAAUAAACAACAGUUUCUAACUGACCUGACCCUAGUGAUGAACAAAGUGUGUACAAGGAAAAACGCCUUCGUCAUUGAAGGACCGACUACAACUGGAAAGACCCUAUUUGUCAAACUCAUUGCCGAAAACUACAUCUACGGCACAGUCCAAAGAUCAGGAGACCAUUCUCAAUUUUUUUUAAUGAACUUGUUGAACAAAGCACUCGCUUUAAUGGAAGAACCUCGCAUUACCCAAUUGACAGUUAAUGAUUUUAAAGAAUUACUCGGUGGCAACCCUUUUGAUAUUCACGUCAAACACCAGAAAGAUGAACGAUUACAAAGAUUACCUGUGCUCAUCACCACGAACAAUAAUUUGGUAUACUAUGUACUCGACCCAGACGGAAAAGCCAUAUUGGAACGUUGUUUUUAUUAUAAAUUUCUUGUAAAAGUAGGGAGUGAAGAGCUCCCAGAACCACCUUGCCACUUAUGUACUUGCCAUUUUCGCAACUGGUACUUCAAAAGUAUUUAA